Molecule: messenger RNA, 5142 nt
Organism: Brassica rapa (field mustard)
Lineage: Eukaryota; Viridiplantae; Streptophyta; Magnoliopsida; Brassicales; Brassicaceae
Product: leucine-rich repeat extensin-like protein 7
Molecular function (GO): protein binding
Source: RefSeq, a predicted model, not a curated record
UUUUAAAAAUGAUGUUUGUUUGUUUAAUAGUGUAGGAAUUAUGAAGUGUAAAUAUAUAUGUUGGUAUUGGAAAGAUUAUUUCACACAACUAUAUAUAUAUAUAUAUAUUAACUAUCAAAAUAUAAAAAUAUAAAAGCAAAUAUAUAAAAGGGAUUUAAUCUAUAGUUAUUAUAAAGCUAUAUUAUUGCUUAUAUAAGAUAUACGAUGGUGUUUUUCGGUAAGAUAAUAGUCUCAUUUAGUUAAAUAUAAAGAUUUGUCCAGGACCAUACGAUGGCAUAUUCUAAAAAUAUUCUUUAUAGGUCCGAUAAAUAAACUCACAUGCUGUUAUAAUAAACGCUGAUGUCCUCUAAGUUGAUAAGGUUUGUUAUAAUAAAUAGGAUUAGGCCAAAACAUAAUAAAAGGAAAUGGUCCAAACAACCUUUAUAAGUAGAUUUACUAGAUUUUGAUCCGCGCUUAAGAAGCGCGGAUUUGAAGUUUUUAAUCUUUAAUAAAUUUUAAAUCUAGUAUAAUAUUUUUUGUUUCACAUUAUAACUAUUGACUUUUAAUGUUUUUAUUAUUCAUUAUUUUUUAUAAUGUGAGAUUUGUUUGAAAUAGAUUUAGAGAUGAUAUGUAUGUUUUUAGUAGUAAAGAUAUUCAUUAUUAAAAAUAUAUUUUAAUUAUUGAACUGUAUUAACCAAUGUUUUGAAAAUCUGAUCGGACUGUACGAUCGAACCAGUUGGAUCCUGACUCGCUCUUCUAACUGGUUCUGAGUUGUGCUAAAAACCGAAUUUGAGUUAAAUCGGACCUAGUUCAAUAUUAAAUCCAGUUUUCGCAAAUUCAAGUUAAAAAAUAAAAAAAUUGCAAAUUUUAAUAAGAUUUCAUCAAAAUUUAAUAUUGUUUUCUGCUACAUAUAUAAAUAAAUUAGUUUUAAUAUUUAAAUUUUUAAUUUUAUUUUUUAUAUCAGUUUUAAAAUAUAACAUUGAUAUAAUUUUAUAUCUAAAUUAAUUUAUAGUUAUACUUACAUAUAUAUAGUGACUUAAUUUAAAAUUAAUUAAAAUUAAGCGGUUAAACGGAUUAAACCGGUCUGACCAUUGACCCAGGUGCAAUGUUUGAAUCAGUGUCCUAUUCGGUUUUCAAAACAUUGUCAUUAACACACAAGCUAUCAAUUUUAAAUUAAAAAUGAAUUUUCCUCGCAUAUAUUUAUAUCAUAGUUACAAUUAUCAAUUUACAUUAUUAUAAAACCAAUUAUUUUUAGUAUUGAUAUAGUUUUCAAUUUCAGAUAUUAAAUUUGUGAUAACAUUUCAUAAAAAGAGUCAAGAAAUACAUGAAUAACAUAUCACUUAAAAAGUGCAAUGAACAUUGUUAAGUUUGUAAUACAAAGGUAUGCAUCAUAUGUUCGAUAAUCUAUAUGUUGGGUCCAAAAAUAUGUACAUUAAUAUUAAUCCGUUUGUUAUGACUAUUUCCUUAAGUUAUUUUUUGUAUUGAAAAAAUAAUAAUAAAAUCUUUAGGUAAAAUAUCAUUAUUAGUUACAAUAUUUCUUUUUGUGCAUUAAGUAAAUUAUGAGUUGAUGUAUGGAAUAUUACUUUGGCUUAAAAAUAGGCUGAAUUAUAUGGUGUUAGUCUAACUAAUAGGUCUAAACAACCUUGAAUAAGUAAAUUUUUUUAAGAAUGCUUUCCUUUUAAUAGUAUAGAUUAAAACUGUUUCCUUUUUAAUAGAAUAGAUGGAAAACCGUUAAUAUAUACACUCUCUCGACGGUUCACUUUAAACCAGUCUCUAAUAUACCAAGACAUCGACGGAGUUAAACCAUUUAUCCAAAUUAAGAAACUAAAUUAAUAAUUAAUUAAAUGAUAUUUUAUCAGAUCAUGCUAUGAUUAUCUGUAGUUCUGUACCAAUUUACAUUACGACAUCACUCGAAAUUUAAGCACUAGAGUCAAAUCAAAUGAAUUCAUAUUUUCUUCCUUGUUUACGAGUUUGCUGUUUUGGUAUUUUCUUGAACACUUUCCAAAGCACUUGCUCUUCGUUUUUUCAAUUUCAUUGACAUGUAGGAGUAUUACGUAUCAAUGUCAUAGAUAAGAUAACCAUGUCAAUUCUGAUUAACUAAUAAUUAUAACCUAAAUUUACGUUAAGUCACAGACACACAACUAUGUUAAGCUCAAUCAUCACAUAUAAAUAUUACAAUUUUCUUAUUAAAAUUAAUCAAGUACCCUAGAGUCCUAUAUAAGUUCGAGUCAGCAAAAAGUAAUAUCAAGGUUAACUAGACAUUUUUUUAGCAAAAGAAAAAAAAAAGGUUAACUAGACAUUUCCACGGAUUUUUAUAUCAAGGAUGACAGUAAAAAAAAAAAAAGUAAGCGGUAGCCAGUACCUUAACGAUAAACAAACCCCUGAGUUUAAUCCCUAAAAACUAGCAUCAUCACAUACUAUAUGUGUAUUUUUAACUCGGCUUUCGUUAAACUUGGGUUACUUGGACGCUAAACUAGUGGUAUGAUUUUCAUUUCACAUUUGCCAAGUCAAUUCCAAAUAAUAGGAUUAAUUUAAAAAUCUUUUUAUUUAGUUAUUGAUCAUUACACUAACAGAAUAAUAAUGAAAGACAAUAUACCGUUUUUUAUGUUCUCAUUAAAAAAACAAUACAGCCUUCGGACAUCUGGGUCAACGCCAACGAUGUAAUAGGAAAAAGAUUUGACAAUCUACUAAUGACUAAUCAAACAUCUAAAAAUAGCGAUGCAUAUAAUGUUUUACUCCACUCUCACAUCUAAUAAUAAGAACCUGUAGCAUUCACUGCUAAUCUUUCUCUUUCACAGACUUAAAUCAACAACUAAAACAAAACAGAAAAAUAACGAAAGAAGAGGAAGCAGAAGAAGAAGAGUGAAUUAACAAAACUAAACACCAUUACACUGUGAUGAGGAUCUUUCAACCGACCCUAUUAUCGUUCGCCGCGACCAUCAUCUUAUUUUACAUAUCGCCCGUCGCAACCGCUUCUUAUAGUGGGUCCCGGCAACUUCUUUACGUCCGAGACGACCCAAUAACGAUACCUCCAUACUUCGUCUUCGAAAACGUACGGCUCGAGAGAGCUUACGUGGCGUUACAAGCGUGGAAGCGGACCAUGAUCUCUGACCCGUGGAAUCUAACGUUAAACUGGUUCGGACCCCGUGUGUGCGACUACAACGGAGUGGUAUGCUCUGAAUCCCUCGACGACCCUUCCAUCAACAAAACUGUCUCCGGCGUCGAUCUGAACCAUGGAGAUAUCGCCGGUCAUCUUCCGGAAGAGCUUGGUCUCCUCACAGACAUUGCUCUGUUUCACGUCAACUCGAACCGGUUCUGUGGGACCCUCCCACUCGGGUUUUCGCAGCUGAGUCUCCUUUUCGAGCUUGAUCUCAGCAAUAACCGGUUCGCUGGUAAAUUCCCGGAAUUGGUUAUCGGUUUACCGAAACUAAAGUACCUUGAUCUCCGGUACAACGAAUUUGAAGGGGGAUUACCAGAAUCUCUAUUCGAAAAAGACCUUGACGCUUUGUUUCUGAAUAGUAACCGGUUCACUAGUAAAAUCCCGGUUAACAUGGGGAGUUCCCCGGUAUCGGUUCUAGUUUUGGCGUCAAACCGGUUUGACGGAUGUAUACCGACGAGUUUCAGCAAGAUGGGUAAGACUCUGAACGAGAUCAUCCUGAUGGAUAACGGUUUACAGUCAUGUCUACCCAAUGACAUGGGGCUGCUUCAAAACGUCACCGUAUUGGAUAUUAGUUACAACUCUCUUGUCGGAGAGUUGCCGGAGUCAAUGGGUCAGAUGGAGAGUCUAGAGGUGUUAAACGUAGAGCGUAACAUGUUCUCCGGUGUAAUACCGGAGGAGAUCUGUUUGCUUAAGAAUCUUAGAGAAUUCAUAUACGGGUCUAACUACUUCACUGGAGAACCACCAACGUGUCGUUAUCUAGAGACUUAUAAUAGCACGAUGAACUGUCUCAAGGAUGUGAAAGUGCAGAGGUCGGCGACCGAGUGUAAAGUGUUUUUGUCGAAGCCUGUGGAUUGUGACUCCUACAAGUGUAGUCCUGUCACUUCUUCGUGUGUUUGUCCAGGCCAUCUUUCUCCUCCUCCACCUCAGAUAUCACCGUUUUCUCCACCAUCGGCGCCGUAUCUUCCACCAGCGCCGCAGCCGUCUCCGAGUGCUUAACAGGCCGGCUCUUCCUCGCAGCCACCGGUGAACUGAUCGAUCUAUUGUAGAGACUAGAGAAGGGCAUGUGUUGAAACGAGAUUGUUUAGAGCCAGAGGAAAUUUGUUUGAGACAGCAAGCUGCAAAUCUAUAUGACAAAGUGUAGGAUUUGUCUCCUUUAAUAGAUUUUGCAUGUGCGUGUUUAUUUUUAACUUUACAUAAUUUUUUAUUAUAUGAUUCUUGUUUGUUAAGCCUUUUCAGGUUCAUUAAUAAGAACGAACGGUGGCAAUCAUUUGACCGCACAUAUCACUUGACCACCUCUUGUCCCCACCAAACUACUAACCUCAUCAUUAAAUUACAAAAUAUAAAAAAAUCCAUCUAAUACCACGCAAACUAUAUAAUUCUACUUAAUUAUACCAUUAAAUUUCGACUCGUUUAAUUUCUAAAAGUUUUAUAAUGUUUACGUGAUUUGUAUCCUUAUUCCUUAAUAACACAAAAAUAUUCAGAAAAGAGUUGAUACGUGUGACGUGUUAUUAAGGGUCCAAAACAUGAAGCUUAUCUCUAUGAUCAACGCUUAUCUUUUUUUUUUUGUGUGUAAAUACGUAAACUAAUUACAAUCCAAAUGUUCAAAGAUUUUUAAUUAUUCAAAAUUUCAAAGUUGUCGCAUAGCUUCGGAGUUUUAAAAUGGGCCAAGCCCAAAACACUCACACUCGUCUUCAAACAAAUCGGCACCCUCACAACAAGUCACAAAUUCGUCUUCGAAAUAUCUCUCUAACAGCGAUAAUGGCGGAAUCACCGGCGCAGAGUGGUGCGGAGCUGGUUCCUCAGCAAGCUGAAUCGGAUCUGGCAUCUCUCGUAUUCGAAAUGUCACAGCAAGUUCAGAUGGGGAUGGAGAAUAUGCUCAAGUUGGUUAACGAGAUCGAUCAAAACUCUGUUGGAAUAAAGGAAGAGAUUGAGAAAUCAAAGGAUUAUGCAAUGGAGAAGAAAAGGGUUCUCGAGGAAGAGAAAGAACAGUUCCAGAAAGCUGC